Molecule: messenger RNA, 6248 nt
Organism: Ahaetulla prasina
Lineage: Eukaryota; Metazoa; Chordata; Lepidosauria; Squamata; Colubridae
Gene: UBXN7
Product: UBX domain protein 7
Exons: 11
Coding region: 351-1718 (455 amino acids)
Biological process (GO): proteasome-mediated ubiquitin-dependent protein catabolic process
Cellular component (GO): nucleus
Molecular function (GO): ubiquitin binding
Source: RefSeq, a predicted model, not a curated record
GACCAGCUCUCUCCUUCGCUUUGGGGACCGCAGUGUGACAUUUUCCAGGAAGAACCAGACUGGUGCUUUGCUGGCUGUGUUUAUGGUAGACGAGGAAACAGAUGGUAGCUCCAUCCCUCGAAAUACCAGCCUAUUGCAUUCUCAAACUGCGCGAGACAAAAAAGGAUCGUCGUCCGCCUUACCUGGUGUCUGUAAUGUAAAUGUAGUCGGAAAAAUAGUGAUCAGCAGAUGUAAUAAAUAAGUCGAGGCGAAUUCCUUUUUAAAGGGCCGGUGAGAACGUUCUGGCCUCGGGCAUUUGUAUUGUAAAAGUAAAAUAUUGCUGAGGUGCCAGUGAAAGUGCAGGCAAACAUAUGCUUGAAGCAUGCAACAAUAAUCUAGAAAUGGCUGUCACUAUGUUCCUUGAUGGUGGAGGGAUUGCUGAAGAACCCAGCACUAGUACUGCAAGUGUUUCAAAUCUGCGACCACAUACAGAAGAUGAAGUGAGGGCACCUAUUCCUCAAAAACAAGAAAUUCUGGUAGAACCCGAACCCUUAUUUGGUGCACCAAAAAGACGUAGACCAGCUCGUUCAAUAUUUGAUGGCUUUCGGGAUUUCCAGACAGAAACUAUUCGGCAGGAGCAAGAAUUGAGAAAUGGAGGAGCUAUAGAUAAGAAGCUCACUACCCUUGCAGAUCUCUUCAGGCCGCCAAUUGAUUUGAUGCAUAAAGGAAGCUUUGAAACAGCCAAAGAGUGUGGUCAAAUGCAGAACAAGUGGCUCAUGAUUAAUAUUCAGAAUGUGCAGGAUUUUGCCUGUCAGUGUCUCAAUCGUGAUGUUUGGAGCAAUGAUGCUGUAAAAAAUAUUAUCCGGGAACACUUCAUUUUUUGGCAGGUAUACCACGACAGUGAGGAAGGACAAAGAUAUAUACAAUUUUAUAAAUUGGGAGAUUUCCCUUAUGUUUCUAUCCUGGACCCCAGGACAGGGCAGAAACUAGUGGAAUGGCAUCAGUUAGAUGUAACUUCUUUUUUGGACCAAGUGACUGGGUUCCUAGGUGAACAUGGACAACUGGAUGGACAUUCCACCAGCCCUCCCCAGAAACGUACUCGCUCAGAGAGCUUAAUUGAUGCGAGUGAAGAUAGCCAGUUGGAAGCUGCAAUCAGGGCAUCAUUACAGGAAACACAUUUUGACUCUGAACAAAUAAAGCAGGAAAGCAGAUCAGAUGAAGAGUCUGAAUCUGAGCUUUUCUCUGGAAGUGAGGAGUUUAUUUCUGUUUGUGGUUCUGAUGAUGAUGAGCCAGAAAGUUCUGCCAAAUCUAGAAAAUCUCCACACAAGGAUUUGGGUUGUAGAAAAGAGGAAAGCAGAAAACCUCAACCUGAAUCAACAUCAAGAACUGAACCUGAGAUGAUAAUAAACCACAGAGGACUAUCAUCUGUAGAUUCAGGAGUGCUAGAGGAAACUGGAACUAAGCUAGAUGAUUUACAAAAAGAGCCGAGCGUGAAUGGACCAAAAGCACAACUAAUGCUAAGAUAUCCAGAUGGGAAGAGGGAACAGAUUUCAUUACCUGAACAAGCUAAGCUUCUGGCUCUUAUCAGACAUGUACAGUCAAAAGGAUACCCCAAUGAACGUUUUGAACUCCUCACCAACUUUCCCCGGAGGAAACUUUCCCAUUUGGACUAUAACAUCACAUUGCAGGAAGCUGGUCUUUGUCCACAAGAAACUGUAUUUGUUCAGGAAAGGAAUUAAUUUCCCCCUUUGUCAUCUCCAUGUACAGUACUAACUCAGUACAUAUGCAGAAUUGAAAGCAGGCAGCCAUUUCUCUCCCAUUCUUUAUGCUAUUAUUAACACGUGAACAAAGUGAAAUUGGCAGAAAAAGUUCAUUGAUGCUGGAAGAAGGCUUAUGUGUUCAGUAGUUUGUUGCUGUUUCAAAAUAAAGUUGCCUAUACAUCCAGCAUGCUGCAGAAGAGAACACCAAGAGCAAGAACAAUUUUCUUCCCCUAAGAAAAAAAAACCUUUUCUUUAAUACAUUCAUUUUUCAAAGGUCAUAUAACUAGGCAUUAACGAAUUCUUCAGACAGCCAUGUCAAUAUGUGUGAUUUUGUGUUUCCAAUUGACAUGUGCAUUGUUUGGUUUUCAGCAUAUGUUCUUUUUCCUUGGGUUCCACAUGUUUUGAAAUCAGUAUGCUUCCUACCGUAUACUGCUGCUGGUUGCAUGUAAUAAAUUGUCACACAUUUAUGGUGCACAGGCUUUUUAGGAAAGAAGUGCAGGCUUUAAUGACUAUGUGAAGAGAUUCUGUGUUUUGGCUACAAGUCAAGAAAAAAAACAAAUGAUGUGCUAGAUUCAUUGCCCAGGUAAACUCAUAAAUCAGUGACCUUGCAAAAGGGGCUGUAGAAUGUGAAACAUGAAAAUGUCUAUUUUAAAUUGAUUUGUAUGUAAUGCUUUUGUUAGAGAGGAAUGUGGUAAUAAAGAAAAAUAAUACAUGUACUUAGUAGUAUAAAGUUGCCUUGUGUAACUCAGAACUGCAGGCUUCUUCCUUUUCACAAUUAAAAUUAUAGAAAGGGAAUUGAUUUCUUUCCCCCCCCCCCAAAAUGUUACCAGAAGUGAAACAUUCAUAGAGGUUGAAUGUAAAACUUAUAAAACCACUUCUUAUUGUUGUUUUUGUUCGCUAUUCUGCCAUUUGGAUAUUUCUCCCAUUGACAUUUAGUGAACAUGUGCAGAUUCUGGGCCCCAACAAGCAUCUUUUUUCCCCCAGAAAUUUUGAAAUAUUUUUGAGUAACAAUUAAAUUUAAUUACGUUAAUAAAAUUUAAUUAAAGUACAAACCAGUAAACAUGGUUUCCCAACAAUAAAUACAAUUUGGAAAAAAUAAAAAACAGCUGCUUGCCAUCUUUUCUAAAUGGCCAAAAAAUUAUAGAUGUGCUCCAGAUUUUAUACAAUGGCAACUGAGUGUUGGAUCAUUUGGAUCUGAUAUUUGGUGUUAAACUGUAGUAGGACGGGUUGUAUUGACAUUACAUUUGAUUAAGCCAUGUAUGUGGACUUAAGGAUUAAAGAUACUUAUACUGCAUUGUAGAAUGAAAAAAUUUCCCUACUUAUUUUUUUUCCUGUACAGAUACUAGAAACAGAUAUAAGACAAAUGUUGCAUGGAUUAAUAAAUGUUUUAUACAUAAGCCACAAUUGCUUUUAUGUUCAAAACCAUGCAGCUAAUUCCUAAAUUAAUGGCAUGUAAAUUAGUAUUACAUUCCUAAACUAAUUAAUAGAUCCAUUACUGAGCAAUAUGCUCACUAAUGGAUCUAGCUUUAAAUAAGAAAAGUUUUUGAAAAUCAAUGCCUACAAACAUUUGAGGUAUAGGUAAAAAGAACAGUGAAGGUUGAUGCUGUAGGUAGCUGUAAAAGUUAUCUACAUGUUUGUAUCUAUAAAUACCAUCUACUGUUGCUCUACCUUUUUUAAAAAAUCGUCUUUCAUCCUUCAUUUUUCCUUCAAUUUUGUUGUGACCUUUCCUGCAUUACCUUUCAGAAAUCUUAAAGUUCUUAGUCUGUUCCAAAAAGCUGCUCCUGUGUAUGAGCUGUGUGAUGUUUCAUCCAAACUAAUAACUUGUUUACUCAUACAAUUUAUCAUAUAUAGAAAACUGGAAAUGUUUGUAAAAGUUCCAUAUGCUUAGAGAGGCCCAGGUGUUAGUAGUUAUCCUGCAAAUGUUCAGAACAAGAUCUGCAUUUUCUCCCAUAUUUAAAGAAAAUCUUUAAAAGUCUACAGUACAAUCCUUACUUUAAUCAGAUUGCUAAAUUCAUUAGCAAUUUAUAAACUACUGGAAGAAUGGCAGUGGUAAUAUCCACAAAUCAUUAAACUGUAUUUUUUAAAUCUCUAACUCAAAUAUAAUACAACAACAACAACAGAGUUGGAAGAGACCUUGGAGGCCCUCUAGUCCAACCCUCUGCCCAGGCAGGAAACCUUACACCAUCUCAGACAGAUGGUUAUCCAACAUUUUCUUAAACAUUGUUUUCCUUGUUCAGUAGUUUAUACCAAUUUAGCCCCCCCCCCCCCCCAAAUCCAUGUAGGUAUUACUUAGCAAAUUAUAUCAAGGCGUCAUAUUCAAACUUAUUCCCGACUGCUGAGCAUAAGGAUGUAACAGUAUUUAUGCCAGUUGAGCUUUUCUGGAGAAGUAUUUCUACAGUUACUAUAAAAAGAGGCACCUUGUGAUUUACCUUCUCCUGCACCUAAUCAUAAACAUAUAGCAAUAGCUUAUAUGUUACUUAUAUACUGCUUUACAGUGCUUUUACAGCCCUCUGUAAGCGGUUUACAGAGUCAAUAUAUUGUCCCCAAAAAUAUGGGUCCUCAUUUUACCAACCUCAGAAGGAUGGAAGGGUGAAUCAAUUUUGAGCUGGUAAGAUUCAAUCUACCAAACUGCUGGCAUCCAGUGAUCAGCAGAAGUAGCCUGCAGUACUGCACUCUAACCACUAUGCCACCACAGCUCUUUUGAAUCACUUUGUUUUAUUUUAUUAUACUAGAUCAGGACUUUUCUUCAAAUCCUUGCACUUAAGGCUGGCAUUGCCUUAAUGGAAAGUACUUUCGUUCAUAUAUGGAGCAAUUUUCAAAAUUCCCUGAAAUUGUACCAGCAAAUUUUUGGUAGUACAUUGCUGAUCAUUAGAGAUCAGAUUUCAUACCCGUUGUUGUCCAUGAAGCAAACAGAAUGUUGCAUAAGCUUAAUACCAGGAAAAAAUGUACCCUAGAAAUUGCAGCUUGCCCAUUUGGGUAAUUUGCUGUUUUUGCAUUGCCUUGCCAACUGCAAGCUUUAGCCAGCCCCCACUUCCCCUGAAUAUUGACCCUGACUUCUGUCCAAUGCAGACCCCUGUAGACUCUCCUAUAAUACAACCCACAAGAUUUCUGCCCUAGUAACUGGUGAGUGUGCUAGAGAUUAGGUAAGGAGCAAACCUGUUUCUACAUGUCUAAUACUUCCCUUAACAAAAUCUGUAAAAAGUGGAAAUAGCGUUUGGAGUGAAGUUGAUUCAAGCACAGAAACCAGGAUAACCACAAAAAUUUUCAUUUAGUCAACAUUUAGUUAUUUUUUUUAAAACUUUUAUCUUAUAUAUCUUCCAUUUAUUGGUUUUUAUUCUUAUCCUUAAACUAGUCUGGAAGUUAAAUCAUGGCAACUGGACUUCUUUUUGGUUUGAAAUCUUUCGCUGCUUAUCUAAGUAGCUUCUUCAGUCUGAAGAAAAAUAGUUUAGCAGAAUAUCCUUAAAGCAGUUUAGCAGAGUAGUUGAAGGCCUUAUGAAUGGUGGUUCUAAAACACUCUGAGAAAGUGAUAACUCUAGAAAGUGUCUUCCAAAUGGGAAAGCAGCACAUAAAUCUUAAAAACAAAAUUAUUAUAAUUGGAUAAUUUGAAAGUUAUUGUUACUAGUAUUUUUACAGGUUUUUGUUUUAAAGAUUACUAUUCAAGGAAUAUGGAUAAGAUUAUGUAAAAGAUGUUGUGAAUCCUUGCCUGAUUCUAGAUUGUCUUCUUUUGUCUCUAGACCUAAACAUCAUUCCAUCUUAGGCAAAAUAAUUUUUAUAUUGUUUUUCAAAAAGACAGUUUUAGCAAACACAAAUAGAACCCACUGGAGGUUCUAAUAUUUCAGUCCUAUUUCAGUUUACUAUUGAAGCAGAUUAGUGGUCACAGAGAACUUUGAAAGGAUCUUUGGAGGACUAACACCCCUGUCCACACACAUAACUAAAUGAUAACGCAUUCCCAGCAGGAGGAGUUUAGGGUGUAUCUAAACAACAAUGAUGUUUGAUAUAAUUGACAAGCCUGCCAUCUGCAAAAUCAUUUGAGAUAAACUCUUCAUUGUCAUUGUUUCCCUUUUAAAUAUGUGGCAUAGCUGCAGGUGUAAUAUUAGAAGAUGAAUUCAAAAGGCAUUCCAAAGUCUUUUAAUUAAAGUUUAUCUGUUUAGAGAAAUUGAGAUAUUAAUAAUACCAAUAUUUAACUUUGGACGAUGUGAUUUGGAUUCUGAUAAAAUUGUGGUUCCUUCAAAACAUUAACUUUUUAAAGUUGGAUUGCUAGCUUUAUAUUGUUAUAGCUUGAGUAUGUAAAACUGUUGUCUACCCUUCUACUGGUAAUAGAAGCCAUUUCUUUUAAUUAUGAUAUAAUUUUAAAAUGAGUGGGGGAAGAGAUUUCACUUGCUGUGAUGAGAAUGAUCAAACUCAAGGCAACCUCUGAUCUAUAUGUACAACUGCUGCAUUUUUAUAAAUAUGUGUAAAUGUCCUUCCUAAUGUAAUAUUUUGAUCCUGAAAAUAAAUCAGACAUUUUCA